AUGAGGGAGAGGCCCAACUUCACCCAGUCGCUGUUCGCCACUCUCGAGCAGACCAUUGCGCCCGACACGCAGGUCAUCAAGGCGGCCACGGUCCAGCUCAACACGCACUUCUACGUCGACGCUCGCUGCGUCCCGUCCCUGUUCGAGAUCGCCACCAGCGGCGCCAACCCUGCUAUCCGCCAGCUCGCGCUCGUCGAGCUCCGCAAGCGCGUCGCCGCCAAGAAGAACAAGCAGUGGCUCGCCCAGCCCGAGGAGGUCCGCAACGCGUUCAAGAGCCGCCUCCUCGAGUUCCUCCUCACCGAGACCAAUGGCCAGGCUCGCACCGCCUCGGCGCGCCUCGUGUCGGCCAUCGCCAAGUUCGAGCUCGAGAAGGGCGUCUGGACCGAGCUCCUCCCGUGGCUGUGGAACACGGCCAACGCGACGACGGCCGCCCACCGCGAGGUCGCCCUCCAGACCAUCUUCAUGCUCCUCGACUCGAUCGCGAUUGCCCCGAGCCAGCCCGGCGGCUCGGCCCAGAACCAGAUCCCGGCGCUCCUCCAGCUCCUGAGCAAGACGCUCGCCGACCCGGAGAGCCUCGCCGUCCGCGUGUGGUCGAUCCGCGCCCUCGGCAAGCUCGCCGAGUUCGUCGAGUCGGGCGAGGACCAGGAGAUUACCGCGCUCCAGAACCUCGUGCCGGGCGUCGUCCAGGUGCUCCAGGCGACCCUCGAGGCCGGCGACGAGUCGUCGACCAAGAGCAUCUUCGAGUUUAUUGAGAACAUCACCCUCUCCGAGAUCCCGAUCGUCACCCCUCACCUCGGCAACCUCGUGUCGUUUCUGCUGCAGGCGGCGGGCAACCAGUCGUACGAGAACGACCUGCGCAUCAUGGCGCUCAACUCGGUCCUGUGGCUCAUCAAGUUCAAGAAGGCUAAGGUCCAGUCGCUCAACCUCGCCGGGUCCAUCAUCACGGCGCUCCUCCCGAUCGGCGCCGAGCCCGAGCCCGUCGACGACGUCGACGACGUGCCCGCCCGGUCGGCGUUCCGCGUCCUCGACACGCUCGCGACGUCGCUCCCGCCCCAGCAGACGUUCCCGCCCUUGUUUGAGCAGGUGCGCGCGCUCGCGGCGUCGCCCGACCCCAACAUGCGCAAGUCGGCCAUCACGGCGUUCGGCGUCGUCGUCGAGGGCUGCAGCCUGUUCAUCCAGCCGCACCUCGACAACAUGUGGCCGUUGAUCCAGAACGGCCUCACCGACCCCGAGGUCGUCGUGCGCAAGGCGGCGUGCACGGCCCUCGGGUGCCUGUGCGAGAUGCUCGAGGAGGAGUGCGCCAAGCAGCACGCCAUGCUCCUGCCCCUCAUCUCGAAGCUCAUGGUCGACCCGGCGACGCAGCGCCAGGCGUGCAUCGCCCUCGACUGCCUCCUCGAGGUCCUCGGGUCCGACAUCGAGCCGUACAUCCCGAGCCUCAUGGACGCCCUCGUCCAGCUCCUCGACUCGGCGCCGCUCGCGCUCAAGGGCACCGUCGUCGGCGCCAUCGGCUCGGCCGCGCACGCGUCCAAGACCAAGUUCGCGCCGUACUUUGACGCCGUCAUGCAGCGCCUCGUCCAGUUCCUCGCCCUCACUGAGGAGGGCGAGGAGCUCGACCUGCGCGGCGUCGCCCAGGACACGGUCGGCACCCUCGCCGAGGCCGUCGGCGCCGAGCAGUUCCGCCCGUACUACGCGCCGUUGAUGCAGCAGGCCAUCGCCGCCAUCGGCAUCGAGAACGCGCCCAACCUCAAGGAGUGCAGCUACAUCUUCUUCGCCGUCGUGUCGCGCGUGUACAAGGACGAGUUUGCCCAGUACCUGCCCAUCGUCAUGCCGAUCCUCCUCGCCGCCGUCGGCCAGGAGGAGAUCGACGAGGAGGCGCUCCUCGGCCCGAACGCGUCGACCGACUUUGCGACCGGCGUCGACGACGACGACGACGGCGACUUUGAGGACAUCGACGAGGACAUCAACAGCGACGACGAGGACGCCUUCUUCAAGGCGUCGACCCAGAUCGCGAUCGAGAAGGAGUGCGCCGCCGACGCCCUCACCGAGCUGUUCGACCACACGGGCAAGGCGUUCCUGCCGUACGUCGAGGCGGCCGUCAAGGCGUUCCUGCCCGGCCUCGAGCACUCGUGGCACGACGGGAUCCGCAAGAGCAGCGUCGCGGCGCUCCUCGGCUUCGUCACGACCCUCAACCGCAUCACCGAGCCGCCCAAGUGGACCAAGGGCUCGGCCGGCAACCAGCUCGGACCCGACGUCGCCCAGCUCGCCAACCUCGUCGUGCCCCAGCUCAUGUCGAUGUGGGAGGACGAGGACGAGCGCGACGUCGUCAACGAGCUGUGCAACUCGUUCUCGGCCGCCAUCAUGAGCGUCGGCCCGGCGCUCGUGUCGCCCCAGUACAUCCAGCCCAUCUGCGAGCAGCUGUCGGCCAUCCUGCAGCGCAAGGCCCUGUGCCAGACGGCCAACGCCGAGGACGACGAGGUCGACGCCGGCGUCGAGGCCGACCAGUCCGAGUACGACGCGGCCCUCAUUGGCGCCGCGGCCGACCUCGUCGGCUCGCUCGCGACCGUCCUCGGCGGCGACUUUGCCCAGCUCUUUGCCGCCUUCCUGCCCGACAUGGUCAAGUACUACGACCCGACGCGCUCGACGGCCGACCGGUCGACCGCCAUCGGCUCGCUCGCCGAGAUCGUCAACGGCAUGGAGGGCGCCUCGACGCCGUUCACCGAGACCCUGUUCCCGCUCUUCCUCCAGGGCCUGCAGGACCCCGAGCCCGAGGUCCAGUCGAACGCGGCGUUCGCGAUCGGGUCGCUCGUGUACCACUCGCAGACGGACCUCUCGUCGCAGUACCUCACCGUCCUCGGCGCCCUGCACCCUUUGUUCGCCCUCCCCGACGACGGCCAGGGCAAGCACGAGAACGCCAAGGACAACGCGUGCGGCGCCAUCGCCCGCCUCAUCGUCAAGAACUCGGCCGCCGUCCCGCUCGAGCAGGUCGUCCCCCUCUUCCUCCAGUCGCUCCCGCUCCGCCGCGACUACGCCGAGGCCAGCAGCGUGUUCGACGCCCUCCUCCUCCUCCUUCAGCAGCAGAACGCGGCCGUCUUCUCGUCGCUCGACCACGUCCUGUCGAUCUGCGCCAAGGCCCUCGCGUCGACCAAGGCCGACGACGGCUCGGACGUCUUCUACCCGAACGGCGCGAGCCAGCUCACGGCCGAGAACAAGGCCAAGCUCGUCGAGAUGGUCAAGGCGCUCGCCGCGAGCCAGCCGGACAAGGUGCAGCAGGCCGGCCUCGCGCCGUACCUCGCGUGA
Rhodotorula graminis WP1 is the source of this 3297-nucleotide messenger RNA. RefSeq lists its product as uncharacterized. The transcript is spliced from 8 exons. NCBI's taxonomy places the organism in Eukaryota, Fungi, Basidiomycota, Microbotryomycetes, Sporidiobolales, Sporidiobolaceae. Gene Ontology annotation, biological process: protein import into nucleus. The record is from RefSeq and is a predicted model, not a curated record. The coding region runs from base 1 to 3297 and encodes 1098 amino acids. Gene Ontology annotation, cellular component: nucleus; cytoplasm. Gene Ontology annotation, molecular function: nuclear import signal receptor activity; small GTPase binding.